UUCAAGAUGGCGUCUACCACGGUCACCGAUAUGAAGGGAAAUGUAGUAAAAAUGGAGGUUGAUUAUAGCGAUACGGURGAUAAAACUAUACCAGAAUGUGAAGCUAUAUCAGCGGAAGGAAAAUUAACAGAAGCUUUGGAAAAAUUGCUUUCCCUUGAAAAGCAAACAAGAACUGCUGCUGAUAUGCACAGUACAGCACGRCUUCUAGUKUGCAUCGUCCAGCUGUGUUUUAAAGCAAAAGACUGGAAUGCYUUGAAUGAGAAUGUCACUUUACUAACAAAACGUCGCAGUCAGUUAAAGCAGGCAGUGACAAAGAUGAUCCAAGAAGCUUUUAGUUAUGUCGAUCAGACACCUGAUAAAGAGACAAAGCUAAAAUUGAUUGACACUCUACGCACUGUGUCAGCUGGCAAGAUUUAUUUAGAAAUUGAAAGGGCAAGGCUCACCAGAAUGCUGGCUCAGAUUAAGGAAGAUGAAGGAGAUAUUUCAGAAGCUGCAAACAUUCUUCAAGAAUUACAAGUUGAAACCUUUGGUUCAAUGGAAAGAAAGGAGAAAGUUGAAUUCAUUCUGGAACAGAUGCGCYUAUGCUUGGCCAAGAAAGACUUUGUYCGGACGCAAAUCAUUAGCAAGAAAAUUAGUCCAAAGUUUUUUGAGAACAAUCAGGAACAGGACCUUAAGCUCAAGUUUUAUCAGCUGUUAAUUGAGUUGGCACGACAYGAGGGCAGUUACCUAGCAACAUGUAAAUAUUACAAAGCCAUUUAUGACACACCCAUGAUAAUGGAAGAUAAAGACAAAAAACAUCAGGCCCUCAGGAAUGUUGUGAUGUAUUUGGUUUUAUCGCCAUUUGACAAUGAGCAGUCUGACCUGAUCCAUAGAGUAAAAGAAGAGAAAUCUUUGGAGGAAAUUCCACUCUAUCAAGAGUUGCUGAAAUGCUUCACCACACCAGAGUUGAUGAAUUGGUCCAACAUUCAAGAGACUUAUGGGAAUGAAUUAAGGAAUGGAAGUGGGAAGACCGUGUUUGAUUCAAUCACUGAUGAUGGCAAUAAGACUUGGGAGGAACUACGUAAACGUGUUGUUGAACAUAAUAUUCGAGUUAUGGCCAAGUACUAUACUAGAAUAACAUUGAAACGUAUGUCAGAAUUGUUGUACCUUACAACUGAGGAAAGCGAGCACUUUCUGUCAGAACUAGUAGUUUCCAAGACAGUAUUUGCUAGAAUCGAUCGUCCAUCYGGUAUAGUUACAUUCAGUACCAAUAAGGCUUGUAAUGACAUCCUUAACGAGUGGUCGCACAAUAUCUCAACACUGAUGCAACUGUUAAAUCGAACGACUCAUCUUAUAACGAAGGAAGAAAUGGUCCACAAACUUUCCCAGAACUAGAACACUUUAGAGUGGGUAAAAAAAGACUAUCUAUUUGUGAAAUUGUAGACUUCCAGCAUUAUAAGAGGCAAAGGUCUAACACAUGUUGAGUACCAAAAACUAAUUUGUACAAUAAACACAAUAUGUAGCUGCCAAACCAAAAAGGCUUGUUUGUAAAGUAGUACAAUUUAGUGUUGUUGUGUAGAAACCAKUUUGUUUAUUUAAACCAAAUUAAAAACUACAUUGCUUAGAUACA
Exaiptasia diaphana is the source of this 1609-nucleotide messenger RNA. RefSeq names its product 26S proteasome non-ATPase regulatory subunit 12. The record is from RefSeq and is a predicted model, not a curated record. Lineage: Eukaryota; Metazoa; Cnidaria; Anthozoa; Actiniaria; Aiptasiidae. Gene Ontology annotation, cellular component: cytoplasm; proteasome regulatory particle, lid subcomplex; nuclear proteasome complex. The coding region runs from base 7 to 1374 and encodes 455 amino acids. The transcript is spliced from 10 exons.